AUGGACCCAGAUCCCAAACAGCAAUCCAAUUGCCCCUCUUUCCCCCCUUGUCAGGUGCAACAUGCCAGCAUGCAAAUCACGGCGGAAAAGCAGUACAAGGGCAUCAUAGACUGCGUCGUCCGGAUCCCUAAGGAGCAGGGCUUUCUGUCGUUUUGGCGUGGGAAUUUGGCCAACGUGAUCAGAUACUUCCCUACCCAAGCCCUGAACUUUGCUUUCAAAGACAAAUACAAGCAGAUCUUCUUGGGUGGUGUUGACAAAAGAACCCAAUUCUGGCGUUACUUUGCUGGCAACUUGGCUUCCGGCGGGGCGGCCGGGGCCACCUCUCUCUGCUUCGUCUACCCUCUCGAUUUUGCCCGAACACGUCUGGCGGCCGACGUAGGGAAAGCAGGAGCUGAACGCGAGUUCAAGGGGCUCGGAGACUGCUUGGUCAAAAUCUUCAAGUCGGAUGGCCUCCGGGGGCUGUACCAAGGCUUCAACGUCUCUGUGCAGGGCAUCAUCAUCUACAGAGCAGCUUACUUUGGCAUCUAUGAUACAGCAAAAGGAAUGCUUCCUGAUCCAAAGAACACCCACAUCUUGAUCAGCUGGAUGAUUGCUCAGACGGUCACUGCUGUCGCUGGCCUGACCUCUUAUCCCUUUGAUACAGUCCGGCGACGUAUGAUGAUGCAGUCUGGCCGCAAAGGUGCUGACAUCAUGUACUCCGGCACAAUUGACUGCUGGCGGAAGAUUGCCCGGGACGAAGGUGGGAAGGCCUUCUUCAAGGGCGCCUGGUCCAACGUCCUCCGAGGAAUGGGGGGCGCUUUUGUCCUUGUCUUGUACGAUGAAAUCAAGAAAUACACAUAAAUUCCUUCCCGUUGGGGGGGGGAUGGCCCUAAACGAUGUAAUAUUCCUGGACUGCAUCAAAACUAUUUAUCAUUUCCUACUGGGGGUUUCGACCUGGUUGGCGGAGGGACCACCGUUCUUCUUGCAUUCCCUGGGCAACAGGACUCAAACUGUGUUUUUAUUCAGUCACUCCUGUUUAAAAAAGUUUGAGACAAAUUAAAAUUAAAACAAAAGCUAGCAAAAAAAAAAAAGUGUGUGGCUUCCCCUGAUCUCAGACAACGUGAGCUGUGACAGAGCACCUUAGAGUUCUUUGCUAGACGGCUAAUCUUAAAUAAUACUGUCUUUGCUUGGAGUAAUGUGAAGUGAGUGGCCUUGGCAUGCUCGCAUUGAUACAGUGUACUUUUCAUCCGAGUAUCCUAGUACAGUGGUGCCUCGAUUAACAACGAUAAUCCGCAAAAAGAUCAUCGUAAAGCGGAUUCAUCAUAAUGCGGGGCAAUUGUUAAGCGAGACACCACUGUAUUGGCCUAAAGUCAAUGUGCCGUCUCAUCUAGAGUACACUCAUUAAAUCAGUUACUUGAUAAACACUUAAGUAAAUCCCAUUCAUAUAGUGGGCCUACUCUAACUGGAUAACUAAUUGGAUUCAAAUCACUCUUUCCAAGCUUUAUGCCAUUACUGCUAUCAUUCUGCAUCCUGUCUUCCAUAGGGAUGGAUCAUAACCCUCCAGAAGAGGGUGGGGAACUUCUGUCCCUCGGCCAAACCGCAGGCCACGGGACUUCCCUCGAUAGCAACACCCCCUUUCCCAGAAUACCUCUCUAAUGUUUACCUGACACCUUCUCAUUCUGAGAGGUUAAGACCUCUACCGAAGUUCAGUUAGCGGCAGUCAAAGUUUUAAGUAAAGUAUGGUGUCUUUUAAUUUGGCUUUUUUACUCCUGGCUGUGCCCACCACUCAUUAGCCAGAAAUCAUCUAACAGAAAGGGCAGUCUUGGCUAGCAUUUGGAAAUAGGAAACAGUCUGGGAUUACAGUUUACAGAAUUCCCCGGGGGGCAUUGCAUAGCCCAUACGGGCUGGAUAGUUUUCAGAGUUGUAGUAAAACAACAGGAGAAAAAAAAAAGAAUAACUUUUUCAAGCUUUUAAGUAUAGCAUUUCAGACCAGUUGAGACCGACGUUGUUGCUGUCUGGUCUUUCACUCUGGAAAUCUUAACCAAGGUGUAAGGAGCCAUGUCUCUCUUUCUGCAGCCUGUGGCAAAGGAGGAUAAUUAGCAUGUGUCUUCAUGUCCAGAGAACUUGGUAUUAACUAAUGACUCAUGAAACAAUUAGCUUUUUUAUUAUGGUGUGAAAGUACCUUCAGAGCAGAGGGGUGGAGCAGAGGCUUACGUUGCUGAGCUGUCUGGGACCAAGGGCGAAAAAUGGGUACCGGGCCUCUAUAGAGUUCCUGUCCCACUAAAAAAGUCUUCAAAACCUGCUGGCCACAACUUGGAAAAGUUCUGUUUUGG
Messenger RNA from Pogona vitticeps (central bearded dragon), 2312 nucleotides. Lineage: Eukaryota; Metazoa; Chordata; Lepidosauria; Squamata; Agamidae. The record is from RefSeq and is a predicted model, not a curated record.